Molecule: messenger RNA, 5020 nt
Organism: Seminavis robusta
Lineage: Eukaryota; Bacillariophyta; Bacillariophyceae; Naviculales; Naviculaceae
Source: the annotation of a GenBank genome assembly
CAAGCAUAAAGGUAGAGUUGCUAUCAGAGCAUUCAAUCCCCGGGUACCCCAAAUCACAAAAGAUUGAAUGCUCUCAAGAGGUCAAUAAGCAAAAGCAGGCAUUGGUUUAUGUCUUUUUUCAUCAAAGGCUACAACGCCAAAAGAAGUCUGGCCAUUGGGGGCUAUAAGUGGAGGCAAGAGGAACUCAGCAACAACUUACUUGUACGUACCGGUUGCCCACUCCCAAACGCCGAAACCAUGCUGGGAGUUUUGAAUCGAAUCUUCGGUGAACUGGCACCAACUUGUUGGUUGAUUUUUGCCGGCAGCCCCCAUGCAGCUACAGUAGAUCUAUUUGUGAAGAUGCAUCCAUGUUGCUCACAAUCUUCGAUCGUCAGUCAAGCUAGCGAAUAGUCUACCCUGAAGGUUGAAAUAUUUACGAAUUUGGCAGUGCGAAGCAAAACACCAUGCGUCGAGAGGAGUCGUCGGCUAUGGAGGCCGCCGCGUCUCAGCAAAACAACACUGUGGACCCUCAGCUUGAUGAUGAUGAUCAUCUACAACGACAGGCAACCACCAACGAGUUGGAGAUUGUGCAUCUUGCAAUGCAGAGUUCGUUUCGUCGUGAACAAGAGAAUAUGGAAAACAGAUACAGAAUGGCACGUGAUGAGCAGCAAGACCUGGAGAAUCAUCAAGCAAAAAGAGAGCAGAACGAAGAGGAUAAAACGCAAAAGGAUACUAUGAAAAGUGCUGUGACGAGGAGAGCCUCGAGUAUGGAAUCGAAUCCGAUGUCUACUACGGAGACUGAGAUGACCUCGUCAUCUGAGAUGGGGUCGUCAGAGUUGGCUGCCGGUGUUUUGACCGCGUCCUCGAAUGUGCCCAACGAAGUGUCUCAAUUUGAAACUGCGCUUGCUUCAAAAUCUGUCCUACACACUGUACCGGUAACCGUGAUGUCCACCGAACAGCCCGCCAACGAGGGUACUACGAUUCAGGUUGCGACGCCCAAAGGGGGCAGUGAUAAGGAAGCACAAUCAAAUGUGGAAGACGUGCCUCCAGCUACUCAACCAGUCUUGCAGGCACCGCGGCUUCAAAGGACAACUGCGGGAAGACCACAAGUCCAGCCUGGUGCUUUCUCCGCGAACAGUGGCAUUCAAGAACGUAGGGAACCCUUCAACGUCCAGCUCGGAACACUUCCAGGAGAAGAUCAUCCCAGGCCUGUGGUCAAUGCGCCGCCGCCCCAGCAGGAUACAAAUGCAGGAUUGGCAGUUGCCAAUGAGGUUAUGGAGGAGGGACGGUUCCAAGAGUUACCACAAGCAGAGAAUUUUGCUUUUGAAGAGGCCGAAAGGGCAAGGCAGUUGCAACGCAAAAAAGAAAAAUGGACUGGACUCCUGAUUGGUGGUCUUGCUGUCCUUGCACUAUUGACCUUUGUGUUGUCCUUUGUGUUGUCGGAUGGCCCAGCCACGAACACCACGAGCCUUCCUCCUGUAACGCAAAACACAAGCUUUCCAUCGCAAGCUCCAAGUUUCUCUCGCGAGGUCUACAUGUUGAACUUGCUUCCAGAAGUGUCAGUGUCCAAGAUGAACAAAGUUGGUUCGCCUCAGGAAGAGGCAUUCAACUGGAUGACAGAGGAUCCAAACUUUUGGGCAUACAGUGAUGCCAGGAGGUUGCAACGCUUUGCGCUUGCAACUUUCUUCUACUCAACUCAUGGAGCAAGUUGGACCAACAACACAAACUGGAUGUCUUACGGGCACCAUGAAUGCCAGUGGUUUUCACGUGAUGUAAGAGUUCUACCAGAUCCACGAUCGCCUGCCAGGAUGCUCUAUGAAGGUCUGGCCAACGUAACCUCAUUCCCUUGUGAUAGCAUCGCAUCAACCAAUCAAGACUCUGGCUACAGUGAAGACCAAGAGUACAUCCAUUUGUGGUUCUACCAGAAUAGUCUGCGCGGAAAAAUGCCUGAUGAGGUGCAUUUGUUGACAUCACUCCAAACCAUUAUUCUUGAUGUGAAUGAUGAGUUGACAGGUUCAGUUCCCUCACUCAUUGGUCAACUCACAUCACUGAAAUGGCUCAGCUUGGCCCCUUCUGACAUUGGUGGGACCAUUCCAACAGAAAUUGGGAUGCUUUCAGACCUGCAAGAGCUUUACCUGUCCAAUCCCAAUAUCUUUGGCACACUUCCAUCCGAGCUAGGCUUGCUCACUAACCUGGAAUAUGGAUUGUCUUUCCUUCAGACUAACAUUUCUGGUACGAUUCCAACAGAGUUGGGAUUGUUGAGCAAGUUGGAUUGGCUCUACCUCUUUGGCAGCCAGCUUUCAGGAAAUGUGCCAAGUGAACUAGCACAACUGGAUGAGGUCUUGCAAAUCUCACUGCAAAGCAACCAGUUGAAUGGGACCAUUCCUUCAGAGCUGGGAUCUAUGAAGAAUUUGCAAUGGUUGAUUCUGUCUUACAAUGACCUGUCAGGUGGAAUUCCAUCUGAGUUUGGGAGGAUGGAAAACCUCUUUUACCUUCUGCUGGUUCAAGCUGGAUUGACAGGUACCAUUCCCAGUGAGCUGGGAAACAUGAAAAGCCUGUUCUCACUCUAUUUGUAUUACAACCAACUGUCUGGCCCUCUGCCAACUGAGCUUGGUAUGCUGACCCAGCUAGAUUAUCUGGAUAUUUACAGUAAUCUCUUCUCUGGACAAAUCCCAACGGAACUAGGACAAAUGGAGAGAUUGCAGGACCUUUCACUGCAAUACUUGAUGCUCUCUGGCACCAUACCGUCAGAGCUUGGAGAGUUGAAGAUGCUGCAAGGAUUGUUUCUGGAACAAAAUUCAAUGUUGAGUGGUACGAUUCCAAAAGAGAUCAACUCACUAGUCAGCGAGGGAUCUCUGCGUUUGUUGAAUAUCACUGGCACGAGGCUCUCAGGCGAGAUUUCGGAAGAGAUUUGUGGCAUUGGGAGCAAUCUUUCCUCUGGAGAGUGUCCCUGGUGGUACCCAGCAUGUACCUUGGAAUUUGAUUGCAGUGAUAUCCUGUGUGGCUGCUACUGCCCAUGUCUCACCAUGGAUCUUGGGGGAGGAGGUGAAAGUCUGGUGGAUACUGGCACUGGCGAAGUCGUGGCCGCAGAGAGUCGUUCCCAUGUUGCUUCCUCCUCACCUUAGCUGAAUGCAACCAAGCCAAAGUCACAGCUACCGUACUUACAAACAUGCAUGUUUGCAUAAAAUCAUACAUUUCUUUUUAGCCAUGAUAUGGAGGAAUUGCUCGAGUUUGCUAGUAGUGCUGUGAGUGGAGUCCUCAGGCUGGCGAGCUUCCAUUGCCUACCCUUUCUAAACUUUGGAUUCCACGCAGCUAGCUAGACAGUAGUUGCUAUUUGAGGACUUGCGAGUGUACAUUGUGUUACCGGUAAAGGUGGAGUUAGUCAGCUUGUUACCAUGCUAUGAUGCUUCCAAACAAAGGGCCGACGCAUGAAUGAGAGGUCAAACUGGUGUCAACCCGCGCCAACCCUUGGCCCGCCAUCAGGCGCCAGCGGUGUGGCUCGGCACACUUGGGACAUCCGGCGGUUUGCCUCGGCAUGCGUUUUUGUUUGGUACGAAAGCAACGGACGGUGUGACACGGUUCUCUUGCACACACGACCACGCGGCUUCUCGCUUUCUUUUCUUCUCUCUCGAACCUCACUCCGCCAUUUUGCCUCGUUGAUUUACAGUGGCACAUACAACCAACACAACAUUCAAACCUUGCGGCAGAGUGGUUGUGUGGAUUGAUUGAUCAUUCGAAGGACGAGAAAGUUUGUGGACGAGAAGAGUGACAGGACGAGUAGAGUAGGUGGAACGAAACCCAAAGUACCGUUCAAACGUGUUGGAAACAACAGACAAAGCAAGAAACACAACAAACAACAACAACCAUCAUGGUAGGCGAUCCAAGAGAGACAAAUAUGCUGGUCGUAAACCAACUCCCGCGGCAGCAGCUAGCAGAACCGGAACCUUGCGAGGAUAGCGACAGCAGCAGCAAUGAUGGCAAUGAACUCUUUCUGACAAUGUCGAAAAGUCAAGCUGCCAAGACUAAGUUUCCUCCUGGCUGUCCCAUUAUGAUGUCCGUCUCUUCUCCCAAGAUGCCUCAGUUGAUUACGCAAGUACUCCAAGGGACUGUAGAGAAGGUUGGCGUUCUAGUGAUUGGUGGUCAGGUGGAAGGUGGCAACAUUUAUCAGGUUCAAGUUGCAGGGGAUGACACGUUCCGACGCGUGCCAGAGAAGGAUUUGGUCAUUGGUCUGGGGGCACCCGUCUGGUUUCAUGCUUCUGGUACAUUUGAGGAGGGAAUGAUUCUGGCAUCACAACAAGUGCCAUCCAUCAUGGUGGCUCAUGGCAGUGCGGAUGUCGUCUAUUCCAUUCAAGCCACAACCAGCAGUCCUUUUCUGGUUCAUCACGGGGUCCAACCGCAUCAAGUCUUUUUCAAAGCGAAAAAGUUGACACUCGAUGGCGUCAAAUCAAUCUACAAGAAACGAAUCAAGAAACUCGCCGCUCAACAACAACAGCAACAACAACAACAACAACAACCACAAAGUACACUCAUCUUGCCGGAAUCUGCCAAGAAGGAAGAACAAGAAGGGGCGGAUCAGGAACAAGGGAACAUCAUCCAAGAGCUGGACAGCAUGGGAUCGGUCCAACAACACAAAGACUGCAGCAAUAGUGGGAUUCAGCAGAUGCACAACCAAGGACGAGAGCAGGAGGAACAAGAGCUAGAGCAGCAAGAAAUGGAAGAAGAACAACCUCAACAAGAAAUGGGAGAACAGCAGUGGGCACAGCAACAAUUCGAGGAAGAGCCGCAGCAGCAACAUGACCAAUCUCCCCUCCGAGAUGAGCAGCUGGAAGAACUUUUCCUACGAGAUCCGCCACAUGGUUUAGACCAUGGAGGGCCCGAGGAGUCAUCAAUGCAGAUGAUGGAGGAUAGACCCAACUCGCCGAGAGUCUCUGUUGUGCCGCCAGAUUCUGUUCCGUCGGAUCCUUCUGUGGUGGAUGGGGAAGAGAAUGUUGCCAUUCGAGAGCAGCACCAAGAGCAAGACAAGGAAGUAGCUGAGGAGUUG